Molecule: messenger RNA, 940 nt
Organism: Brassica oleracea var. oleracea
Lineage: Eukaryota; Viridiplantae; Streptophyta; Magnoliopsida; Brassicales; Brassicaceae
Product: transcription factor ORG2-like
Exons: 2
Coding region: 132-887 (251 amino acids)
Biological process (GO): regulation of transcription by RNA polymerase II
Cellular component (GO): RNA polymerase II transcription regulator complex
Molecular function (GO): DNA-binding transcription factor activity, RNA polymerase II-specific; RNA polymerase II transcription regulatory region sequence-specific DNA binding; protein dimerization activity
Source: RefSeq, a predicted model, not a curated record
AUUUAUUUGUUUAUUUUAUCCUAUUAUCCGGAUAUAAAUAUAUUCCACAAUUAUAUCUCCACCUAUAGUUCAGGGAAGUCCCAGCUUCAAGAGAAAACAUAAUCUUAGAACUUGUCAUUAAUCAAACAAAAAUGUGUGCAUUAGUCCCUCCAGUGUUCCCAAACUUUGGGUGGCCGUCGACAGGAGAGUACGAGAGUAACUACCUGGCAGGAGUGAACCUCGAGGACUUUACGUUUCUUGAUUUUCCGGCACCAGAGACAUAUGGAGUGGAACAUUAUCAGGAGAUUCAGGAAAUGUUGGGGGUCUCUGUUCCGUCCGAGGGGAAUGGAGUUGUAACCAAGAAGCUUAAUCACAAUGCUAGUGAGCGUGACCGUCGCAAGAAGAUCAACUCUUUGUUCUCGUCUCUCCGUUCAUGUCUCCCAGCUUCUGAUCAAACGAAGAAGCUAAGUAUUCCUCAGACGGUUUCUCGGAGCUUGAAGUACAUUCCAGAGCUGCAAGAGCAAGUGAAGAAGCUAAUACAAAAGAAGGAAGAACUCUUGGUGCGAGUAUCAGGUCAAAGAGCCAUUGAACAUUAUGUUGAGCCGCAGCCAAAGGCCGUUGCACGUUACGUCUCGACCAUUUCUGCGACUAAGCUUGGAGACAACGAAGUGCUGGUCCAAAUCUCAUCGUCCAAGAAUCAUAACUUUUCGAUAUCUAAUGUGUUGAGUGGGUUAGAAGAAGAUGGGUUUGUUCUUGUUGAUGUUUCAUCUUCCAGGUAUCAUGGAAAAUGGCUCUUCUACUCUUUGCAUCUUCAAAUGGGAAAUAAAGAUAAUCACAAACUGAAGUGCGAAGAGCUAAGCCAGAGAAUUUUGUACUUGUAUGAGGAAUGUGAAAACUCAUUUAGAUGAUAAUUUGUUAUUGUUUCUUUUAGUUAAAAGCUAAGAGACCGUAUCUUAUAUUA